AUGGCCACCGACUCGAAAUCCAAGGCAACCUCUACGGCAAGAAUGUCUGUCAAUACCAGUGGUCUACAAGAACGAGGCACGAAGCGCGAGGAGACUCUCCCGGCACCUCUCGGAAGCCCGGUCAACGCACCCUCCAGAAAGAAGUCCUCCUGGGGAAGCAAGCUCGUCCUCCUCGGUAUUCCCCUCGGCGCUCUGGCUGUCUUGGGUCUCACUAGUUCAUACUGGUAUCCUGGGUCCCAAAUCUCCGGCCCUCGCAUGAACUCUUACAGGCGUCGGGACAAUCAAGGCAUCCCGGACACUGCGCAAGUCAUCAGCCCCAAGAGUUUCGCGGUACUUGACAAGGUCCAACCUGGUACCGAAUUUAACGGUUUCUCCCUGUUUGUCCCUCCUGGAUACACCGAAGAUUCCCUCAAGGCCAAACCCUUUCAUAUCCUCGACGAUUCCUUCUACGAUAUCAUUGGCGACGAUCCCAGCCUCACCCUCCUCGCUGACAGCGGCACCGACCCACUCUUUCACGAGGCUGUCGUUUGGUAUGCACCCAUGAACAAGGAUACAGACGAAGUGUUCUUCGCACAGAACGCUGGCGCCAAGGCUGCCGGUACUGGGAUGAACAAGUCGGCUAUCGUCCAGAAAAUUUCUCUUUCGGAGGCCGCAAAUGUCCAGCAAGGGAGUCGAAACUCGACGGAUAUCACCACCAUCAACAGCACUGUCCAGGUCGUGAACCCGAACGGUGGUACUGCUUACAGAGGCAAGAUCAUCUUCGCUGGUGAGGGCCAGGGUUCCGAUAUCGCACCCGCUCUCUAUGAAAUGGACCCCAACGAGCCCUAUGACACUACUGUCAUCCUCAACAACUUUUUUGGACGCCAAUUCAACAGUCUGAACGACAUUGCUGUCAACCCGCGUAACAAAGAGCUGUACUUUACAGAUGUCACGUAUGGGUACUUGCAGGACUUCCGCCCAGCGCCCAUCAUCGCCAAUCAGGCGUACAGGUUCAAUGUGGAUACCGGUGCGAUCCAAGUGGUGGCUGAUGGGAUCCAAAAACCCAAUGGCAUCGCGUUCUCUCCCGGGGGACAGUAUGCGUACAUCUCUGACACUGGUAUCUCUGGCGGAUUCUGGGGCAACAACUACACAGACUCUGCCGCCAUCUAUCGAUAUAACGUCCAGGACGACGGGAGCUUUGAGAACCGCAAGGUCUUUGCGUUCACUCACGUCGGAAAUGCCGACGGUGAGUCGUCUGCCUUGGGGAACGUUUACGCCGGAGUUGGGGAUGGUAUUCAUGUCUUCAACCCCUCAGGGUUACUCAUCGGCAAGAUCUAUCUGGGGGAGACCUCCGCUAAUUUCGCUUUUGCUGGUGAUGGAAAGCUGGUGAUAUGUGCCGAGACGCAUCUGUUCUAUGCUACUUUGGCUGCCAAGACUUGGGAUCCGGAAGCGUGA
This is a messenger RNA of Cryptococcus wingfieldii CBS 7118, 1434 nucleotides long. Its product is annotated as gluconolactonase. The coding region runs from base 1 to 1434 and encodes 477 amino acids. The record is from RefSeq and is a predicted model, not a curated record. NCBI's taxonomy places the organism in Eukaryota, Fungi, Basidiomycota, Tremellomycetes, Tremellales, Cryptococcaceae. The transcript has 8 exons.